Aureobasidium melanogenum CBS 110374 is the source of this 1215-nucleotide messenger RNA. Its product is annotated as glycoside hydrolase. NCBI's taxonomy places the organism in Eukaryota, Fungi, Ascomycota, Dothideomycetes, Dothideales, Saccotheciaceae. The record is from RefSeq and is a predicted model, not a curated record. Gene Ontology annotation, molecular function: chitin binding; chitinase activity. Gene Ontology annotation, cellular component: extracellular region. The transcript is spliced from 3 exons. Gene Ontology annotation, biological process: carbohydrate metabolic process; chitin catabolic process. Bases 1 to 1215 code for a protein of 404 amino acids.
AUGGCAUACCAGAACGGCUAUCGCGCUGUCUCUUACUUUGUCAACUGGGCAAUCUAUGGUCGUAACCACCAGCCACAGGAUCUGCCUGCCGACAAGCUUACGCACGUUCUAUAUGCAUUCGCCAACAUCAAGCCUGAUUCUGGCGAGGUUCACCUCACCGAUGCAUGGUCAGACACCGACAAGCAUUAUGCUGGCGACUCCUGGAACGAUGUUGGCACCAAUGUUUAUGGCUGCAUGAAGCAACUCUUCUUGCUCAAGAAGCGUAACCGCAACCUCAAAGUUCUGCUCAGUAUCGGUGGUUGGACAUACUCGCCCAACUUUGCCGGACCUGCAUCCACCGAGGCCGGUCGCCAGCGCUUCGCCGAUAGCGCUGUAGCUCUGCUCAAGGACCAUGGCCUCGACGGUCUGGAUGUUGACUGGGAGUACCCAGCAGACGACACUCAAGCACACAACUACGUACUCCUCUUGAGAGCUACGAGACUUGCGCUGGACGCAUACUCGCAGUCUCUACCUGGCAACCCACACUUCGCCCUUACAGUUGCUGCACCUUGUGGCCCUGAGAAUCUGCGUCGCAUGCAUCUUCGCGAGAUGGAUCAAUAUCUUGACUUCUGGAACUUGAUGGCAUACGAUUACACAGGCACUUGGAGCACGCAUGCAGGUCAUCAAGCCAAUGUUGCCCCCUCUCGAGACAACCCCCAAAGCACUCCCGUUAGUACCGUGGGUGCUGUUAGCUGGUACACCGAGAAUUGUGGCAUUCAUCCGAGCAAGCUUGUCAUCGGUAUGCCGUUGUACGGUCGCAGUUUUGCUAACACCGAUGGACCUGGCGCACCAUACUCAGGUGUCGAUUCUGGAGCCAGUUGGGAAGCCGGGUCUGGUAUUUGGGAUUACAAAGCUCUUCCCCGCCCAGGCGCAACUGAAUACCACGAUCCUGCUGCCGGUGCCUCAUGGAGCUACGACCCCUCCACCCGUGUCAUGAUGACCUACGACAAUCCAGUCUCUUCAGCUGCAAAGGUAAACUACAUUCAGCAGAGUGGACUAGGAGGAGCAAUGUGGUGGGAGAGCAGUGGUGAUCGAGUUGGCGAAGGCAGUCUGAUCACUCUAGUUGUCAAUGGCAUGGGAGGCUAUGAAGGCAAACAUAUGCAGAAAGUGGACAACUGUUUGGAGUAUCCACAAAGCAAGUUUGACAACUUGAGAAAAGGGUUCCCUGGCGAGUAA